Messenger RNA from Myiozetetes cayanensis, 1601 nucleotides. It is a transcript of the gene HSD17B11, whose product is annotated as hydroxysteroid 17-beta dehydrogenase 11. The transcript has 7 exons. Gene Ontology annotation, cellular component: lipid droplet. The record is from RefSeq and is a predicted model, not a curated record. Lineage: Eukaryota; Metazoa; Chordata; Aves; Passeriformes; Tyrannidae. Gene Ontology annotation, molecular function: oxidoreductase activity, acting on the CH-OH group of donors, NAD or NADP as acceptor. Bases 92 to 991 code for a protein of 299 amino acids.
CCGCGGGCAGCUGGUAAAUCAACAACUCACGCCCUCGUCAAAAGAGACUAAAGUUCAGUUCGGCCAUCAAAGGACCCUCGGGAAAAAAGCAAUGAAUCUGUUGGUGGAAACCUUCCUGUUCCUGGGCACGCUCGCCUACUCCUACCUGGAGGCUUUCGUGAAGCUGUUUGUCCCCGUGAGGAGGAAGUCUGUCAGCGGAGAGCUUGUGCUCAUCACGGGUGCUGGCCAUGGCGUCGGCAGAGCGACCGCCCUCGAGUUCGCCAAGCGCCAGAGCAGGCUGGUCCUCUGGGACAUCAGCAAGCACGGCGUUGAGGAGACGGCAGCAGAAUGCAAGAAUCUGGGGGCCACUGUUGAAGCCUUCGUGGUGGACUGCAGCAAACGGGAGGAGAUCUACAGCGCUGCAGACAAGGUGAAAAAGGAAAUUGGGGAUGUGACCAUCCUGGUGAACAACGCUGGUGUGAUCACAGCUGCCGACCUGCUCUCAACUCAGGACCACCAGAUAGAAAGAAUGUUUGAAGUCAACAUCCUUGCUCACAUGUGGACGACAAGAGCUUUUCUGCCAGCCAUGAUGAACAACAACUAUGGGCACAUUGUCACGGUGGCUUCGGCAGCAGGUCAUUUUGUGACUUCUUUCAUGGUGGCUUAUUGCUCGAGCAAGUUUGCUGCAGUUGGAUUUCAUAAGGCUCUGACAGAGGAGCUGUCUACCCUGGGAAAGGAUGGAAUAAAGACCACGUGCCUUUGUCCUGUUUUCAUAAACACUGGAUUUGUCAAAAACCCCAGUACCAGGCUUGGAAAGAUUUUGGAGAUUGAAGAAGUUGUAGAGGCUCUGAUGGAAGGAAUAGUGACCAACCAGAAAAUGGUUUUUGUUCCAUCAAAUCAGAGGGUCGCUUUACUCCUUGAAAGGGUGUUUCCAGAACGUGCCCUGAAUGUUCUGAAGAAGAUGACUGAUAUCAAGUUUGAUGCAGUCAUUGGGCAGAGAAGCACCCAGUGAAAACCAAGAAUCAGUUCUCGUUUCCCAGUGAGUUUCACUCGUUUCCCAGCACGAGUGAAAACAGAACAUGUGCUGAGGGUAUUUCAGCUGGUUUGAUUCAGAACACAGAUGGGUGCUUCCAGGCCACUGUUUCCAAGCACACAGAAGGGUUUAUCCCACACCUGCAGCAGAAACAUACCUGCCUAACAUGGAGUGUUAGCAAGCAGAGAUGCAGCUCUAGAAGUCUAAAGGACUGCUUUGAACAUAAAUCACAUCGCCUCUGUCUUGUAGUGUUGAGGCAGAUGGGAAUUCCCACAAAAUCUGUGUUUGGGACAGCAAUGCUGCCUACUUGAGUGCAAAGGGAUUGUCUGAGAAUAUUUUAAUCUGGACUCAUCCCUGAGUAAAGCUGUCUUGCAAGAAGGAAUUUAUACAGCAGGUGGGUGGCCUGUUUCACCUCAGUUUAUAUUUUUAAAUCCACAAUGAAUUUCACAUACUUUUGUAGCAAGUACCUGAACCAAUACAUAUAUGUAUGUAAUAUAAUACCUAAUUACAUUGAUUAUCGUUUAUGAAUUAGCACCAUCCAUAUGCCUUUAUAUGAAUAAAUACAGUUCUUUAAUACAAAGAACACAAA